Molecule: messenger RNA, 1905 nt
Organism: Pygocentrus nattereri (red-bellied piranha)
Lineage: Eukaryota; Metazoa; Chordata; Actinopteri; Characiformes; Serrasalmidae
Gene: cyyr1
Product: cysteine/tyrosine-rich 1
Exons: 5
Coding region: 887-1360 (157 amino acids)
Source: RefSeq, a predicted model, not a curated record
AGAUCACAUUAGGUGUGAUUACCCUGCUGAAAAACCAAUAGAAUCAGCGUUUCUCUUGGUUCUCGAUAGUUUUAUGUGUUUUGGGUUUUUUUUCAUGGGUUGAUAUCACAACGUACAAAAUCCUAAAGCAGGGUAAGCAUAAUCACAAAACACAUGCUCAGUGAAUGCGAAGCAAGCAGGCCACGUGGUAAGUUAAUGAGGGGUGAUGAUGAAGAUGAAGAAGACAGCUGCAUGGCUUGUUUACUGCUUUUCCCCCUUCAAUUCACGGAGUAGCCAGAAAAAGAGAUUCGUGAACACAAAAGUCAAAGGCUCUCUAUUUAUAGUCUUGAGGGACACAAGACCUUGGUGAAGAGGAGUCAUCAUUUGAGCUGAGUAGCUCUCUGAUAAACACGAUACGGAGGUCUUUGAACAGCCGUUGUCGUGAGGCGAAUUCAGUGUACCUGGCGUAAUUGGGCCUAAACGUUUCUUUGGUCAUGGCAUGGCAUGUCGUGACGGUGGAGGUGGAGGCGGUGACGGUGUUUUGUCUGAGGAACCGUGAGCAGCGCUGGCAGGUUAGCAUGCUGAGCAAACGGGGAGGGCGCGAGGGGGGAGGGGGACUAGUUGGAGAAGUAGCAGAAGGAAGGAGGCAAAAACAAAGAGGAAGAAGACAAGGGACACUUUCCUUUGGAGGGGCAGGAGCACGUGGACUGAGGAGCGAGAAGCUUCUUUUUCAAAGUCAGCCUCAGUUUCUCAAGUGAGAGCGGCGGCUGCCCGUCAAGGCUUUAUCACAACCCAGCCCCGUGUAGAGCACUAUGGUUCAGGAGCAGCGAGUCUGCUGGGACUGAGAUCAGUGCGCCUCACAUCAGCGCUGUAGUCCAUUAGACGGGGGCAAACGCCGUGAAGCGGUAUGGAGGGUCUCAGGACCACGAGCUCACAGACGGGGUGGAAAUUCUUCAGGGAGUCGCUGCUGCUUUGCCUCUUCGCCGGUCAUGGAGAGGCUCAGUGCAAUGGCUGUGUUGAGUACUGUUGCGAUGGAGUGCCUCCGUUCUGCUGCUCGUACUACGCCUACGUGGGGGACGUCCUCUCGGGCACGGCGAUUUCAGGGAUUGUGUUUGGUGUGGUAUUUCUGAUGGGGGCGGUGGCGGCCAUCUUCCUGUGUAUUUGCAUGUGCGUAAAGAACGGGCGUGGGGCGAGAGUGGGCGUCUUCAGCACAUCCUACAUCAACACUGUGACUCAGGGCUACCCAGGGCCACCACCUCCUUAUAGCUACGACUAUGAGAUGUAUCCCCCCAAUCUUCGGCCCCCGCCGUACACUCCAACUCCACCCAGAACGGCAAGCUACUCUCCACCUCCACCCUACCCAGGCUACAACAGAAAAUGAAGGUUUGAUGUGCUCACCCUGGAGAUCAUUCUGCAGUGCACAGAACAAUGAAUAGAAAGUGAACUGCACUACAGGCUGUUUUAUAAAUGAGGCUUUCUGCCUUUUCCAGUCUUGGACCCGAGGGUCAGAUUAAAUGUCCUCUUUCACAGAAAAAGUUUCAGCCCAGCUGAUGAAGGGGGUGUGGAUCGUCCCCACUGUGACUUGUUAUAUACUAUUAAUUUUUUUUUAUCAUUGGAUGUAUGGAACCGUGAACCCAUAUGGAUUAAGCGGUUAAGAUGAUGAAUGAAUGGAUUGAUGGAUGGACAUUUGAAUGAAGAUGGAAGUGUACAUCUAAGUUAUGAGUGAUUCUGGACUACAAAGUAGAGGUGCAAGCCUAAAGAAAAGGGGGGAAAAAAGUUCAUGGCUAAACUCAUUCUCCAUCUGGUAUAGUGACUUGAACAGUUAUGUGUUGUGUAAUGAUGCAGUUUGUUCAGUUAAAGGAAUCAUUGUGGUUUUCUUUGCAAAAAUUCAGAAUAAAAGAAAAAAUAAAACCUUAAAUUGCAAAA